Messenger RNA from Physella acuta, 825 nucleotides. Its product is annotated as neuromedin-U receptor 2-like. Gene Ontology annotation, biological process: G protein-coupled receptor signaling pathway. Gene Ontology annotation, molecular function: G protein-coupled receptor activity. Gene Ontology annotation, cellular component: membrane. The record is from RefSeq and is a predicted model, not a curated record. NCBI's taxonomy places the organism in Eukaryota, Metazoa, Mollusca, Gastropoda, Physidae.
AUGGUUGGCUUUGGCCUGUCUAUCAACCAAUCAACUGUUAGCUUUGGCCCGUCUAUCAACCAAUCAACUGUUAGCUUUGGCCCGUCUAUCAACCAAUCAACUGUUAGCUUUGGCCCGUCUAUCAACCAAUCAACUUUUAGCUUUGGCCCGUCUAUCAACCAAUCAACUGUUAGCUUUGGCCCGUCUAUCAACCAAUCAAUGGUUGGCUUUGGCCCGUCUAUCAACCAAUCAAAUGUGUCCGUCUGGAAAUAUGACUCACCCAGCGUGUGGCUACUGCAGUACCUGACAGACUGCGUCUUCAUCCAGUUCGUCUGUCUGUUGGGAAUUCUGGGUAACGUCUUGACCUUGAUGGUGCUGCUCAAGGACGGCCGUACCAGCAGCACCAACAUGCUGCUGACGUCCAUGACCUUGGUGCACCUGCUGACCGUGCUGACCACGCCCAUCCGGCGCGCCAACUGCGUCAUCUCGCUCUUCGACCCUGACCUUGCCGCCAUGUUUUACCUGUACCAGUUCUGUUACCUGUCAGCCAUCAACAGGCUCACCGCCAUCUUGUCGACGUCACACGUGGCCUUGAUCUCCGUCGAGAGGUUCAUGGCCGUCUACUACCCGUUCCACGUCACCUUCACCUUCUCCCAGCGGAAAACCUUGACCUACAUCCUACUGACCUAUAUGUUUUGGCUGGGGUUGUCUCUGCCGUAUUUCUUUAGCUAUCAGCUGACCUGGACUCAUGACGUCACCAAUCGCUCGGUGCCAGCACUCAGAACAAAGCCACGCUCAACUUCAUCCGCAACAUCAUCAUUAGCAUCGUCCGCGGGCCGAUCCUGA